AAUGACAACAAAUUUCUAAACAAAACAUACCAACCGCGUGUUUGUACGCGAAGAAAAUUUGCAGUACAUUUUCCAUAAAUAGUUUCGAAAAGAAGUGCAAACAUGAGUUGCGGUCAAUUUGAUGAUGCGCUGGAUGAUACGACACAACGACUGGAUUUCUUCCAGCUGCAGGAAAAACCAGCAGUUUCUGCCAGCAAAGCAAAUGGAGUAAGUGGUACAAAGCGGACCGAAAUCGAACUACAAGAUGCACUGUUUGGAAUGCGAAUCAAAGAUGACCGUCCGUCGUCCGAUGCACAAUGGGAAGAGUGCUACGAUGAUGAGGAAAGUGAUGGUGAUGAAGAUGAUGAAGAUUUCUACUGCUACGAAGGAGGAGAACUGAAGCGAAAUCAGCAACUAAAUCUAAACCAAUCUCACACCAACGCUCAACAUGCAAGCCAGAAGGUAUCGCACUUUCAGCCGGCGGAUGUUUUGUUUAAAAAGUACACCAACCGCAUCAAUGUGGAGAAAUAUGAAGGACCGGCAUCGUUGCCAAACCACGCCAAGAAUACACUCAUCGAAACGCAACGCAAAGCAGACAGCGAUCGAUUGCGCAGUAAGGACAAGCAAGAUCGUGCGACGGCCGAACAGGUGAUGGACCCACGGACACGCAUGAUUCUUUUCAAGCUUCUCAAUCGUUCCAUGAUAACCGAAAUCAAUGGAUGCAUUUCCACUGGAAAGGAAGCAAACGUGUAUCACGCCACGUCCAGCGGCGGGCGGGACUACGCGAUAAAAAUCUUCAAAACAUCCAUUCUAAUUUUUAAGGAUCGCGAUAAGUACGUCACGGGCGAGUAUCGAUUCCGGCAUGGUUAUAGCAAGCACAAUCCACGUAAAAUGGUACGCACUUGGGCAGAGAAGGAGAUGCGCAAUUUGGUUCGCAUGAAGAAGUGUGAUCUGCCCGUUCCCGAACCGAUAUUGCUUCGUAGCCACGUGUUGGUGAUGGAGUUUAUCGGACACGACGGUUGGCCAGCUCCGAAGCUUAAGGACGUUGAGCUAAGCGGUUUGAAGGCGCGCGAACUGUACCGGGAUGCGGUGGAAAUGAUGUGGACGAUGUACAACCGUUGCAAGCUGGUGCAUGCCGAUCUGUCCGAGUUCAAUAUGCUCUAUCACGAGGGCAAGAUAGUCAUCAUCGAUGUGUCACAGUCGGUCGAACAUGAGCAUCCACAUGCAUUGGAAUUUUUGCGCAAAGAUUGCACCAACGUGACGGACUUUUUCCGCAAGCGUGAGGUAUCCACGAUGACUGUGAAAGAGCUGUUCGAUUUCAUCACCGAUGUGGCUAUUACCGCGGAGAAGGUAGAGCAACGGUUGGAGGAAAUUUCCGAACGAAUAGCAAAUCGUAGAUUCGACGAGUUUACCGAACAGCAGAAGCUGGAUGAAGCUGUGUUUAAGCAAAUUUUCAUCCCGAAAACGCUGCACGAGGUGUACGACGCAGAGCGCGAUGUGUUCGACAAGCGUACGGAUGAGUUAGUUUACAAAACGAUCACCGGACUAGGGGCGAUGGAAGGCGAUCGGAAACAACCCAACGAACGCAAAGGGUCAGACAAUGAAGAUUCGGAUGCUGAAACGGACACGGCCUCGGAACUGUCGGACGAUGAUGAAGGUGGCAAACAAUCGUCGAACGGUGUGAUUGUGGUACGAUCGAAAGAUGAAACGCCAGAAGAACGCAAAGCGCGCAAAAAGGCCGUGAAGGACGAAAAGGCGGAAAAGCGAAAAACAAAGGUGAAAAAACAUAUUAAAAAACGAAAGGAGAAAGUUAGCUCUAGAAAAUAA
Messenger RNA from Anopheles funestus (African malaria mosquito), 1806 nucleotides. RefSeq names its product serine/threonine-protein kinase RIO1 (gene RIOK1). Lineage: Eukaryota; Metazoa; Arthropoda; Insecta; Diptera; Culicidae. The transcript has a single exon. The record is from RefSeq and is a predicted model, not a curated record. Gene Ontology annotation, molecular function: protein serine/threonine kinase activity; ATP binding. Gene Ontology annotation, cellular component: preribosome, small subunit precursor; cytosol. The coding region runs from base 103 to 1806 and encodes 567 amino acids. Gene Ontology annotation, biological process: maturation of SSU-rRNA.